Mustela lutreola (European mink) is the source of this 2790-nucleotide messenger RNA. It is a transcript of the gene CCDC9, whose product is annotated as coiled-coil domain containing 9. NCBI's taxonomy places the organism in Eukaryota, Metazoa, Chordata, Mammalia, Carnivora, Mustelidae. The coding region runs from base 211 to 1788 and encodes 525 amino acids. The transcript has 15 exons. The record is from RefSeq and is a predicted model, not a curated record.
GCCGGCAGGACCGGAAGUGGCCCUCUUUAGUUCCCCUCUUCACGUGGUGCGGGCGGGAAGUGACGCGAACGGCCCGGGAGCUGCGGACGCGGAGCCCGACGGAGCCAGAGUAGCGGACGCCGCGGGGUCUCCGGGACAGGAACCCCCAGUGCUGUGUCCAGAGUCUACAGGGGAAGGUUGCUGGGACCCUGGCCCCAUCUUGCCAGUGGAAUGUCAGCCACACUGGAUCUGAAAUCGAAGGAGGAGAAGGAUGCCGAGUUGGACAAGAGGAUCGAGGCUCUUCGGCGAAAGAAUGAGGCCCUCAUCCGGCGCUACCAGGAAAUUGAGGAGGACCGGAAAAAAGCUGAACUCGAGGGAGUGGCUGUGACAGCUCCCCGGAAAGGCCGCUCAGUGGAGAAGGAGAACAUGGCAGUGGAGGCGGAGAAGAGCUUGGGUCCCUCCCGGAGGUCUCCUGGGACCUCGCGACCUCCAGGGGCCAGCAAGGGAGGCCGGAUGCCCCCCCAGCAGGGAGGGCGGGCAGGCAUGGGCCGGACAGCCCGUAGCUGGGAGGCCGGUUCUGGGGAGCAGUCUCGAGGAGGAGCUGGUGGCCGUGGCAGGAGGGGCCGGGCCAGGGGGUCCCCUCAUCUCUCUGGAGCUGGAGAUGCCUCAGCUGCCGACCGCAAAUCCAAGGAGUGGGAGGAGCGGCGCCGGCAGAACAUUGAGAAGAUGAAUGAGGAGAUGGAGAAGAUAGCGGAGUACGAACGCAACCAGCGGGAAGGUGUGCUGGAGCCCAACCCGGUGCGGAACUUCCUGGAUGACCCCCGACGACGCAGCGGGCCCCUGGAGGAGCCUGAGCGGGACCGGCGGGAAGGCAGCCGCCGGCAUGGGCGCAACUGGGGGGGGCCUGACUUCGAGCGGGUGCGCUGCGGCCUAGAGCAGGAGCGGCAGGGCCGCCGGGCUGGCCUAGGCAGUGCUGGGGACAUGACGCUGUCCAUGACGGGCCGGGAGCGGUCAGAAUAUCUGCGCUGGAAGCAGGAGAGGGAGAAGAUCGACCAGGAGCGGCUGCAGAGACACCGCAAGCCCACUGGCCAGUGGCGGCGGGAGUGGGAUGCCGAGAAGACCGAUGGGAUGUUCAAGGAUGGCCCAGCUGCUGUGCUCGAACCAUCCCACCGCUAUGAUGACCAGGCCUGGACGCGGCCCCCCAAGCCCCCCACUUUCAGGGAGUUCCUGACCCAGCACAAAGCUGAGGUCAGCCGCAGGAGGAGGAAGAGUAGCCGACCCCAGACCAAGGCAGCCCCUCGUGCCUACAGUGACCAUGAUGACCGCUGGGAAACGAAGGAGGCAGUGUCCCCGGCCCCUGAGGCCCCCCAGCCCACUGCCCCUGAGGAGACAACCACGCAGCCGCUGGAGACCCCAGCUCCUCCUGCCCACCGGCCCCCUGAGGAUGAGGGGGAGGAGGGGGAGGGGGACGAGGGGGAGGAUGAGGAGUGGGAAGAUGUGAGUGAGGAGGAGGAGGAGGAAGAAGAGGAGGUCGAGGAAGAAGAAGAAGAGGCUGAUGAUGAGGAGGAAGAACCAGCCCAAGACCACCAACCUCCGGAGGCAGAGGCCACCAGAAGCCCUAUGGGAAGCCGCACCGGAAGUCCCACCGGAGGUGACCAGCCAGCCCCUGCCUCCCUGGAGAGUGGGCCCAGCCUCCCAGGAACCCAGAAAGCAGAGGAGGAAAGGUCUGACGCAGCUCCAGAGGCGGGCACCGAGGGCCAGGAGACCGCGGAGAUCACCGACUUCCAGAGGGCCUCCCCGAAUUCCUGAAGACGCUGCUGGGAGGGGACUGAAGCUUCCCCGCCUUGAUGGGGUGGGGGCGGCAGGAGGGGGUUAGUCUGGAUUCCCAGGCUGCGCUCUCUCCUCCCCGGAGACCGCUCUGAAUCCCGUGACUUUAGGGAGAGGGAGAAAUAGAGGGUGGUGGGGAGGAGUUGGGGAAGGGGCGUGAUUGGGUUGUGGGGCCCAGCUGGGACUUCGGGGGUGUUUAGGCCUCAGGACACUAAGUACGGAGGAGGUCCUGCCGGGGGCGUGGUUAGGAUGCCGGCGCCGGGCCAGAAGUCUGGCGGACGGAGUUAGAGCGCAGGAUGGCCUUAGAUGUGGAUGGAGCGGCGAGAGCCGGUUUAGAUGGGCGUUCCUAAUGCGGGUGUGGGGUGCAGCCCUCGGUCGGGGGCGUGUUCAGUACGGUGCUAGAACUAGUGGAGUGAGGCGGAGGAAAGGGGUGGAGCCUGGACUACAGAGCGCGAGUCCAGGGAGAGAAGAGGGUGGCUUCGAAUGCAAUAGAUUUCGAGUCUGAUUCAGAGAAAGGCAAGUUAGAAGCGGAGCGGGCCUGCGGGCUAAGGACUGGGGUGCUUUGUGAGGCUUGAACCUCGCAAGGCCGUGGAGCUCGGAGGCGGGGCUGGAUGCAUGGGAGAAGUCUAAAUCCCGAAAGGGGAUGGGGUUAAGGCUGGGGGAGGAGGCCAGAAAGGGGAGGGCGGGGCCAGGCUCUGGGCGGGCUCUCAGGUAAGAGGUGUGGGCAUCACACCGAAGCGGGGCGGUAGUCGGAAGCGCAGGGAGCUAUCUUUGCAGGCCCAGGGCGGGGUCAGAGCUAAGUGAGGGGUGGGGUCGGGACGCUAGUUAAGCCUUAGCUUGAUGAUGGUUGGCUAGAGACUGGGGAGGGGGCGGACCCAGAGCUCGGUGGAGACCCGCCCGUUUGGGGGGCGUGACCAUGCUGGCGGGGGCGGGGUUGGACGAGGGAGAUUUAGAACGCGGAGGCGGUCCUCCGAGGGGGUGGGU